Molecule: messenger RNA, 1518 nt
Organism: Miniopterus natalensis
Lineage: Eukaryota; Metazoa; Chordata; Mammalia; Chiroptera; Miniopteridae
Source: RefSeq, a predicted model, not a curated record
CACCAGCCUAUCCAACCCUAGCUCCUUCUGACCAAGUCCAAAGGCCAUGCCACCGCGUGACCCUUGACCUGACCAGGUCACACACGAAACCGUUCCGCCUUGUUCCACCCCAGGCCCAGCCUUGAACUCGGCCCCAGCCCCCAACCCGGCCGCAGACCCGCUCUCCUGGCCAUGCGGGGGAAGCUGCUGCCGCUAGCUGGUCUCUACCUGGUGCAGGGCCUGCCCUACGGGCUGCAGUCUGGUCUGCUGCCCAUGCUGCUGCGAGCUGGUGGCCUCUCCCUGACUCGUGUGGGACUGGCCAAGAUGCUGUACGUGCCCUGGCUCUCCAAGCUAGUGUGGGCCCCACUGCUGGACAUGCGGGGCUCCCCCAGGGCUUGGCUGAUGCUCAGCACGGCUACUCUGGGCCUGGUGUGCGGACUGCUGGCAGCCCUACCUCCUGCUGAAGCUGGCCAGGCUGAGCUGCCGGUUAUCGUGGCAGGGCUGCUUCUGUUGUUGAACCUGGGUGCAGCUGUGCAGGAUGUGGCCCUUGACACACUGGCUGUGCAGCUCCUGGAACCCGCGGAACUGGGACCUGGCAAUACCGUGCAGGUGGUCGCUUACAAGCUAGGGUCAGUGCUGGCGGGGGGUGGGCUGCUGGCCCUUGUGCCCACCCUCUCCUGGCCCCAGCUGUUUCUGCUCCUGGCUGCCACCUACUGGCUAGCUGCUGCCCUGGCUUGGGCUGCACCGGCCCUGCAACAACUGCCUUCGCCUCAGCCCUCAGAACUUCCCCCACACACCCUCUACCUUCUGCAGGACUUGCUGGCUGUGCCGGGGACCCAAUGGACUGCAGGUUUUGUGCUCACUUACAAGCUGGGUGAGCAGGGCGCCAGCAGUCUGUUCCCACUCCUCUUAUUGGACAGAGGCCUCUCCACCCCGGAGCUAGGGCUGUGGAACAGUGUGGGCGCCAUGGCCUGCUCCAUUGCUGGCUCAUCCCUGGGUGGGGCUCUGCUGUCCAGGCACCGGAAGCUGCUGCCCCUGCUGAGAUCAGUACUUCAGUUCCGUCUUGGGGGCCUUGCCUGCCAGACCACCCUGUUCUUCUACCUGGACACCCUAGGGGCCAAGCUGGGCCCUGGCACAGUCCUGAGAGGUAAGGGGCUGGGCAGGGGGGAGGAACAUCAUACAUCCUGGACCCGGCUGACCUUGGUCCUCCCAGGGGCAGCCUUGCUGAGCCUGUGUCUGCAGCACUUCCUGGGGGGCCUGGUCACAACUGCCACCUUCACCCUGAUGAUGCGCUGUAGCCAGUUGGCACCCAGCGUCCUGCAGGCCACACACUACAGCCUCCUGGCCACACUGGAGCUGCUGGGGAAACUGCUGCUAGGUACACUGGCUGGAGCCCUGGCCGACAGCCUGGGGCUACACCUCUGUUUCUCACUGUUCCUUGCUCUCUCAGUCACGCCCAUUCUAUACCUGGGCCUGGCACCCAGAAUCCUGGCCUGAGCUGGGUGGGAAGACUAGUCAAUAAAGCCAAGUGUGACUAUG